AUGGCUUGUACAAAUCCAACAAAAUUUUUCCCGAUUUUCAAAGGAUUAGCUUUAACUGAGAAUGCAUUUAAAGGAAAAGUAGCAUUAGUAACAGGUGGUGGGACAGGUAUGGGUAAAGCAAUAGCAAAAACAAUUUCAAUGCUUGGUGGUGAUGUAGCAAUAGCAUCAAGAAAAAUAAAUGUUCUCCAGGAGGCAGCUAAAGAAAUUGAAAAAGAGAGUGGAAGAUUUGUGCUACCAAUUGAAACUGAUGUUCGUGAUAAUGAAAAAGUUAAAAAUUGUAUUGACAUGAUUGAAAACAAAUUUGGUAAAACACCAAAUGUUGUUAUAAAUAAUGCAGCUGGAAAUUUUGUUUCACCAUUUGAAAGAAUGUCAGAAAAUGCUUUUAAAACAGUCAUUGAUAUUGUAUUAAUUGGAUCAGUUAAUGUAACUCGAGAAGUAGGUAAAAGAGUAAUUAAAAAUCAAAAUGAUGGUUGCUCAUUUUUAUAUCUUUCUGCUAAUUAUGCCCGGAAUUCUGCAGAAUUUUUGGCACAUAGUGGUGCAGCAAAAGCUGGUGUUGAAUCAAUUGCUAGAACAUUGACUGGAGAAUGGGGUAAAUAUGGAAUGAGAUUUAACAUUAUAUGCCCAGGUCCUAUUCCAACACAAGGUGCUUUUGGUAACCUGAGUCCAAAACAAAUUGAAGAUAGCAUUAAUCUUGUAAGUCAAAGUGUCCCUGCAGGUAGAUGUGGUGAUGUUCAAGAGAUAGCUAAUUUAGCAGCAUUUAUUACAAGUGAUUAUGGUACAUAUAUUUCUGGUGCCAACAUUGAAAUAGAUGGAGGUAGACAAUACUUAAACAGUUCAGGUGGUGUCGGUCCAUACUACCAUCAAUAUACAGAUGAAAUGUGGGAUAAUGCUGUCAAAGUUAUAAAGAAGAGAAAUAAAUAA
Molecule: messenger RNA, 921 nt
Organism: Strongyloides ratti
Lineage: Eukaryota; Metazoa; Nematoda; Chromadorea; Rhabditida; Strongyloididae
Product: 2,4-dienoyl-CoA reductase, mitochondrial
Exons: 1
Coding region: 1-921 (306 amino acids)
Biological process (GO): fatty acid beta-oxidation
Cellular component (GO): mitochondrion
Molecular function (GO): 2,4-dienoyl-CoA reductase (NADPH) activity
Source: RefSeq, a predicted model, not a curated record